AUGGCCAAAACAACUCACAUAGCAGUAAUUUCAAUCCCUGCAUUCAGUCACCAAGUUUCCAUUGUUGAGUUCUGCAAGAGACUCGUUCAUCUCCAUCACCACUUCCACGUGACCUGCAUCUUCCCCACCAUAGGUGCACCCCUCCCCGCCACACUCACCCUCCUCGAAUCUCUUCCUUCCAACAUCAACUACACUUUCCUCCCUCCUGUUAACAAACAAGACCUGCCCCAAGAUGUUCCCUCAGCAGUACAAAUCCAACUCGCAGUGUCUCUGUCCAUGCCAUCCUUCCAACACGCACUGGAGUUUCUCCUUUCAACCACAUCUCUGGAAGCUUUGAUUGCAGAUCCUUUCGCAAACGAGGCGCUGGAAAUAGCAAAGGAGUUCAACAUCUUGUCUUACAUAUACUUCCCUCCUUCUGCCAUGACACUCUCAGUGUUCCUCCAUUUGCCUGCUUUACACCAGCAAAUUUCAUGUGAAUACAGGGAUCACAAAGAAGCCAUCAAAAUUCCAGGGUGUGUGCCAGUUCAAGGCCGCGACUUAUCCGAGCAUUUCCAAGACCGAUCUAGUCUCGAUUAUAAGUUAAUUCUGGAGCGCUGCAAGAGACUCUCUCUUGCUCACGGUUUUUUAGUCAACAGCUUCUCCAAAAUUGAAGAAGAUUCGGAGAGAGCCUUGCAGGUGCAUAGCAGAGUCAACAACAGCAGCAACAAUUCUCGUGUUUAUCUGAUUGGACCAAUUAUACAUACAGGGUCGAGUAAUGAACCAAAGGGCUCAGAGUGUCUGAGGUGGUUGGAGAGUCAGAAGGCUAAUUCAGUUUUGUACGUGUCGUUUGGAAGUGGAGGUACACUCUCUCAGCAACAGCUCAAUGAGUUAGCCUUUGGGUUAGAGUUGAGUGGUGAGAAAUUCUUGUGGGCAGUGAGAGCACCUAGUGAUUCAGCAGAUGGUGCUUACGUUGUUGCUUCUAGUGAUGACCCUUUACAGUUUUUACCAAAUGGGUUCUUGGAGAGAACCAAAGGUCGUGGCUUUGUUGUUCCUUCUUGGGCCCCACAGACCCAAAUCCUUGGUCACGUUUCAACCGGUGGGUUUUUGACUCAUUGUGGGUGGAAUUCAGCACUCGAGAGUAUUGUGUUGGGAGUGCCAAUGGUGACUUGGCCAUUAUUUGCUGAACAGAGACUGAAUGCGGUUUUGUUAGCUGAGGGUUUGAAAGUGGCGUUAAGGCCAAAAUUUAAUGAGAAUGGCAUAGCGGAGAGGGAGGAAAUUGCUAAGGUGGUAAAGGGUCUGAUGGUGGGUGAAGAAGGAGAGAUGAUUCGUGGAAGAAUUGAAAAGCUCAGAGAUGCAGCUGCAGAAGCGUUAGAAGAAGAUGGGUCCUCCACAAGGGCACUUUACCAAUUUGGGACUCAGAUGGAGAGCUUUGUGGGACAUUCAUAG
Sphenostylis stenocarpa is the source of this 1425-nucleotide messenger RNA. The record is from the annotation of a GenBank genome assembly. Lineage: Eukaryota; Viridiplantae; Streptophyta; Magnoliopsida; Fabales; Fabaceae.